Talpa occidentalis (Iberian mole) is the source of this 358-nucleotide messenger RNA. RefSeq names its product protein S100-A7-like. The record is from RefSeq and is a predicted model, not a curated record. The coding region runs from base 1 to 306 and encodes 101 amino acids. Gene Ontology annotation, molecular function: calcium ion binding; transition metal ion binding. Gene Ontology annotation, cellular component: cytoplasm. NCBI's taxonomy places the organism in Eukaryota, Metazoa, Chordata, Mammalia, Eulipotyphla, Talpidae. The transcript is spliced from 2 exons.
AUGGGCAGCACUCCAGCUGAGAAGGCCAUCCAGGGCACCAUCGACCUGUUUCACAAAUACAGUGGAGAAAAGGACACAAUUGACAAGCCAGGCCUGAUGAAGUUGAUGACGGAGAAUUUCCCCACCUUCCUGGCUGCCUGUGACAAAAAGGGCACCGAUUACCUGGCCAAUGUCUUUGAGAAAAAGGACCAGAAUAAAGACAGCAAGAUCGAGUUCUCUGAGUUUCUCUCCUUGUUGGGGGACUUAGCCAUAGACUACCACAAACAGAGCCAUGGAGGUGAGGCCUGCUCAGGGAGGAACCAGUAACCCUGCCUCCUCUAGACCUCCAGCGACCUCCCCAAAACAAUAAAGUGUCUCU